GCUUUUAACUGGAAUUUUUCUGAGCUACAGUAGGGAGUCCAUGUUAAAUUGAAAACUGCUCAUUAAACUACCAGAUAGGGGGCUUACUAUCUAUCCAGUUCACGGUUAGCUGCAUUUCUGGUGCAAUAAAUUACUUGAUACAGGUUCCAAAGAAAGAAAUCCAAGAAAAUGGCUGCUUCAAAAUCCUUAGAUGACUUUAAUAAACUGUUAGAUACCUCAGAUACAAAAGUAAAACUAACUGUUACAAAUAACUUACUAGCCUACUUAUCAAACCCAGAAAACAGUUUAGAAUGUGAAGACAUCGGCCUUUUCAUGGAUGCAAUGGUACCCUGGAUGCAGUCAAGCAAUAGUAAGGUGUCACAGAACUCAAUUGAUGUUUUGACAAACUUUGCUGAUCGAAUGAGUACAGAUUUCAAACCGUAUUUGCAUAUGGUAAUAUCUCCUGUGGUUGACAGACUAGGCGACAAUAAAGAAGUCGUGAGGGAGAAAGCUCAGCUUUUCCUUCUGAAACUUUUGGAGAGAGAAAUUGCAUCACCAUAUUACUUGUUUGAGAAGUUGACAUUAGCAUUUACUCACAAAAAUGCUAAAAUCCGAGAAGAAGUGUUAAUCUGUUAUCAGUCCGCACUGAGGGAGCAUGGACCUUCAAACCUUGGCUUGUCAAAACAUGUUCCAAGCAUUUUGAAACUUCUGCAUGAUCCACUUCCAUCUGUGAGAGAUGCAGCUUUUAAUGCAUUGACUGAAAUAUAUCGACAUGUAGGGGAAAAAUUUCGACAAGAUAUCCAACGUCGCUGCAGUGCCAAAGAUACUAAGAUUGCAGUCCUUUUUUCAAAGUUUGACGAAAUAAAAAAUGAAGGUGGAUUGCUUGCCUCAGCGUGUGGAGCAGAAGAUUCUGCAAGGUCCUUUGAUGAACCUGAUGGAGAUGCUGGUGCUAUCCCGAAAUCUGGAAGACAACGAUCUGCAAGUUUUUCGAGGAAGAACUCUGGAGUAGGCAAAGCAACUUCACCAGGGCCGAGAUCUAAAACCAGGCGUUCGGCCUCCUUUAAGCGUCAGUUGGUUACUGCGUCAUCUGCACCAGGAACUCAAGGCAGUAAAAAAGCAUCAGCGGGAGCAGUGGAUGAGGAGCAUUUUGUGAAAGUUUUUGAGGAAGUUCAACCAGCCACAAUUUUCACUGCGCGAGAAUUGGAAGAAGAGCUGACCAAAAUAACUGACAUAAUUAAUGAUCCAAAUAAUGAUUGGUCAAAACGUGUUGAGGCGUUGAAAAAACUACGAUCUGUUGUAAUGGCUGGAGCUGCUAAGCAUCAGGAAUUUUUCAAACACUUACGUUUAAUGGAGACACCAUUUUUAGGAGUUUUGAAAGAUCUGAGGUCACAGGUUGUGAGAGAAGCAUGCUGCACAAUAGCUUUUAUGUCUCAACACCUAGGCUCGAAGUUUGACCAUUUUGCAGAAAUUAUUCUUGGCAAUCUAAUUAAUCUGAUUCCAAAUUCAGCCAAGGUAAUAGCAACUGCUGGCCUAGUAACAGUACGCUUUCUCAUAAGGUCCACUCACUCAAACAGACUGAUACCAGCGAUAAUAUCAAAUAUGGAAUCAAAAUCGAGGGAAAUCCGACGAGCAUGUUGUGAGUUUCUUGAAUUAAUUCUUCGUCUUUGGCCCGCUCACACACUUGAAAAACAGGUUGCAAACCUGCAACAAGCUCUGAGGAAAGGAAUGUAUGAUGCAGACAGUGAAGCUCGGCAGUGUUCCCGUAGGGCUUUCUGGCAUUUCCGGCUCCAUUUUCAUGAAAAUGCUGAGCAGAUAUUAAACUCACUGGAUAGUACACAUAAGAAAGCUCUUAAUCUUGAAAUGGGAAUGUCAAAUUCAAACAAUAUAGCAGACCAGCAAGGAGGAAGAGGAGGUAGGCUGGCAGCUGGAAGUGACUUUCCAAGAGGUCGAACUGUUGCAGAUGGAUCACCACGUCGAGGUUCAGCUCCUGGCCCAUCAGCACUCCGGUCUAAUAGUGCUAUUGAUCUGCAGGCAGCCCAACGUGCCAAGGCAAGAGCACAGUAUGCUGCUUUAGCUCGACAUAAAGUAGGAUCUGGGGCGUCUCUUCCUCGGCCAGGAAAGAAAGCUGCAGACUCAUCUGGCAUGUCCACAAGUGUUAUAACAUCUCCAGAAAGAUUGGGCAGAACAAGGAGUCGGAUGUCAAAUGUAUCUCAGUCCCAACCUACAAGCCGCUCAGGGUCUCCGUCUUCCAGACUAAGUUAUGCUACCUUUUCAACUACAAACAGAGAAACAGGACAUGAUGGCAGACAACGUAGACCAUCCGGCAUCCCUCUCUCGACAGGACCUAGUCGUGAAGCUAGCAGAGAGACUUCGCCAAGUCGUUACUCUUUAAAUCUACUUGAUCGCUCAUUUGGCUCAAAAUUGAGAGGGAGGUCUGGACAUAUUGGCAAUGUGAGUGAUCGCCAAGGACAGUCCCGACCAGUGAUGGCCCAAAAAAUAUUACAACAGAGUCGGGAAGCUGAGUCUGCACUAGCUGAUGCCUUGACAUUCGACUCAGUUGACGGAAAUGAAGUUGGCAGCCGAGUACCACUCAGCCGCAAGGCAUAUAGAUCGUUUGAUGAUCAUUCAGAUGACAGUGAGACAUCCAGUGUGUGUUCAGAGCGAUCUCUUGAUUGCUACAGGAGGUCUGGUGAUAACAUAUCGGACAUCAUAAACAACUGUGCCAGCACACACUGGAAUGAGCGUAAGGAUGGGCUGGUCUCAUUGCAAGCAUAUUUCCAAAAUGAAAACAGACUAAGACGCGUUGAACUCCUAUGAGUAACUGAAAUUUUUACCAAAAUGUUCAUGGACUCCCAUACAAAAGUCUUCAGUAUGUUUCUGGAUACUCUAAAUGAACUAAUUCUAGCACAUAAAGAUGAUUUACAUGAUUGGAUAUACAUUCUGCUUACACGUCUCAUGAAUAAACUUGGUGGAGAUUUGCUGGGUUCAAUCCAAAAUAAAAUACACAAGUCAUUAUCUAUUGUAAGGGAAUCAUUUCCACUGGAACUCCAAAUGAAUGCAAUUAUAAGGUUCCUGGUUGAUCAGACUCAAACACCCAAUUCUAAAGUUAAAGUAGCUGUUCUUCAAUACUUGGCCCAGCUUGCAUCCUAUAUGGAUGCCUCAUCCUUUAACCCAGGUGCCCGAGAAGCAGCUGCAGCUUUAGCCAAAGUAAUCAGUUGGACAAAUGAUCAGAAAUCAGCUGAAAUCAGAAAAGCCGCUCAGAACGCUCUAAUUGCAUUAUUCAACCUGAAUACACCUCAGGUGACAAUGAUUUUGUCAUCACUGUCUCCAGAUUACCAGGAAACAGCAGCAAGCCUUGUAAAUAGCCAUGUAAGGCGCAGUAGCACGGGAAGUUCGCCCCCAUCACCAUCACCACAUGUUCAGUCUCCAGCAACUCCACAGUCUAGGCCUUCUCUGGAGAUGGAUGAGGGAAGUCUCAAUCCAGAAGAAGUGUACAGAAUUUGGAUGGCCAAGAUUCAGAUCAAGAUUACAAGAAUAUGCCAUCGGCAGUUUGGAAAGAGUUUACUUGGGUCUCUAGUAGAAGAAAACUGUCAAAUUGUGCAGAAUGUGAUUGACACUUUAAAAGUUGAUGAUGAAGGAAAUGCAAAAGUAUCUGAGCAAGACAGUAAGAAAGCACUUUCUCAGUUAAAACACCUAAUAAAAUCUGGAGCUGUUGGUAUCAUAGUCUAUAAUUUCAAGGUUCUAUUAAGGGUUCUGGUAUCACAGUUGGCACUACCUCACUCUCCAGUCAAGACGUACAUUUUAAAUGUGCUACACGAUAUGAUCAAAGACCCAACUGUGAGACAUUGUUUUAAUAUGUACGUAGAGUUAAUCGUGCUGCGAACGCUAACAGCUUACAGUGACCCGUGUAAAGAGGUGUCGAAAGCAGCUGAGCACUGCAUUUCAGCUAUUGGAAAAUCACUGCCUCCUGAACAACUCAUUAAUGUAGUUUGUCCAUUGAUAAAAACAGGAGAUCUUCCAAUGAAUUUGGGAGCUAUAAAAAUAUUAACUCGUGUCAUUGAACACACUACGCAAGAUAUUUUAGAACCACAUCUGAAAGAAAUAAUGGAAAGUCUCGUCAAAGCAUAUGAUAACGAAGAAAGUUCUGUGAGGAAAUCUGCUGUAUUUUGUAUGGUUGAAUUACACGGUAUUGUUGGAGAGGCAGUUUUGCAACCGCAUUUAGCUAGCUUAAACAAUAGUAAGCUGAAACUUCUUCACCUGUAUAUCAAACGAUCGCACCAUGGUGGUUCGAGUGGCAUCACUUCACCAAAAACCACAACGUCGUGAAACUUUUAAUACUCGUUAAUUUUGGCUUUAAUGUAUUCUAUCAUUCCAGUGCUUGUCAAUUUUUUUAACGAAACAGAGUUUUCCAGUUAUUAAAGCCCAAAAAUAAACAGUA
Molecule: messenger RNA, 4417 nt
Organism: Schistocerca serialis cubense
Lineage: Eukaryota; Metazoa; Arthropoda; Insecta; Orthoptera; Acrididae
Product: CLIP-associating protein 1-like
Exons: 31
Biological process (GO): mitotic spindle assembly
Cellular component (GO): spindle microtubule; microtubule organizing center; mitotic spindle
Molecular function (GO): microtubule binding
Source: RefSeq, a predicted model, not a curated record